Messenger RNA from Paramuricea clavata, 20137 nucleotides. The record is from the annotation of a GenBank genome assembly. NCBI's taxonomy places the organism in Eukaryota, Metazoa, Cnidaria, Anthozoa, Malacalcyonacea, Plexauridae.
AUGGCACUGCCAGAUAUGUUGUCAAGAGCUCCAUUACCCGAAACUGACGAGGAAAUGGGAAAAGAAAUUAAUCUGCACGUACAUCUCGUAAGUUCAACCCUACCAGCUUCAGAAUUCAAAUUACAAGAAAUUAGAGAAGCAACAAAGAGCGACGAAGAACUAAGAACAUUAUUGAAUAUCAUUCAGAACGGAUGGCCAGAUCAGAGAGAGAGAGAGAGAGAGAGAGCGUACCGUUGUCAGUCCUACCCUAUUGGAACAUUCGCGAUGAAUUGUCGGUGAUAGAUGGAAUCAUCUUGAAAGGCGACCGUAUUGUCGUACCAUUAGCAAUGAGAAAGGAAAUGCUACAAAGAAUACAUCAUGGUCACAUGGAGAUCGAAGCGAAGAGCUCGGGAUGCUCUUUAUUGGCCUUUGAUGAGCAAGCAGAUACCUGAAAUGGUAUCGAAGUGCACCGUAUGUCUUGAGCACAGAAAGGAGAAUACCAAAGAGCCUAUGAUACCUUUCAGAGUACCAACCAUACCUUGGGAAGUGGUGGCAACAGAUUUAUUUAGUUUGGACAACUCGGACUAUCUACUUAUUGUUGACUAUCUUUCCAGAUACUUUGAAGUUGUUAAGUUACCAGACACAAAGAGUUCAACGGUUAUCACGUACACCAAGUCGAUAUUCUCCCGACAUGGUAUUCCUGCAGAAGUCAUAAGUGAUAUUGGGCCACAAUACUCAUCUUGAGAAUUUCAAGCAUUCGCAGAAUGCUGGGAAUUCAAGCAUACGACAGUUAGUCCUUUCAACCCACAAGCCAAUGGUUUAGAAGAAAGGACUGUACAAACUAUCAAAGAUCUUUUAGUUAAAUCGAAGAAAGAUCAACGAGAUCCAUAUUUAAGUUUAUUGGAAUAUCGAAACACUCCUAUCGAUGAUGUGGGAAGUCCAGCGCAGUUACAGAUGAAUAGGCGUUUGCGUUCAAGAAUUCCUCAAACGAUAUCGCAGUUGAAGCCCCGUCUUCUAGAUCCUGUUGAAGUAAAGAAAAAAUUGAAUCUCAAGCAGCAGAAACAGAAAUUCUAUUAUGAUCGUCGUUCAAAAUCCCUUACUAAGGCCCCGUUUACAUGAGACCGGAACGAAGUCAAACCGGGACCAUCUCGUUUCGGUCAUAGUAUGAUCUAUAAUAGAUGUUUACAUGAGACCGGGACGAAAAUAACUCAGACCGGUCUCAAGUCAUUCCGCCUUCUGGACCGAACCGACUGAAUGGACACAAAUUAUAUAUAUAUAUAUUAUACUGAAUUUUUAACACUCUUCUGGUUCCCUAUGCUUGUAAAUUAACACAGACUAGAGAUUCAAUUCAAGAAAGUUCGGAAGUUCCGAAAUAUUAACAACAUUCCAAUGGUCGGGUCCCGACCAUUGAAAUGUAGGCCUGCGCAGAACGUAUGCUUAGAACGGACUUUACAUUCACCUUUAAUUCUUGGAUUAUGUUGAAAUAAUGUUCGGGAACUAUAGCUGUUCGGUAUAAAAUUCAGGUUGCUGCAGUAGUGUAAUUCUAUAGUUAAAUUGUUCUUGUGUUGAAGCUAUGAAUCUCCGAUCUCGUUUCAAGUUUUAUCACACAAGUACGAUGGAGCCAAUCCUAAUUCGUGCAUUUUAAAGUCAUCAUAACAUCUCUGAAAUUUAGUGUACAUGUAUUCCACUGCAUGGAUGCCGACGUAGCUGUUGAAGAACAGGUGUAACAUGAUCAAUUUUUGGAGUUGGAAUAUAUUCUUUUUCAAGGAAUUAGACCAAACAGAAAAACAAUAGUAUACAUUCUACUGAAAAUUAAUGAACUUGUUAUGCUUGACUGCGAGGGGCAUUUCACUCCAAAAAUCCCGUACACUUCGUCAAAAAAUCCGAAUAAAUCCGGAAAAUCCAACAGAUUUUCUCUUCAAAAAUCCGCUAAAAAUCCGCUAAAAAAUCCGCGGAUUUUUAAAAAUCCGAAAAUCCCGUACGCUUUGUUGGAGUGAAAUUCCCCUCGCUUGACUGCAUGUCAAAUAUCAUUUUGACAUUAGGAACCAAACUAUGGAUGAAGCGAAAAAUUGAAAACCGCAUUACUCACUCUUUUGACCAAAAAUCUAUUUGCAUCCUACCCUUGCCUGUUAUAAUACGUUGUCAAACUUUAUUUAAACGAAUAUAUAAGCUUACUAUACAUGUAUCUGUCUGAUCGUACAUAUAAUAAUUAUAUGCCACUUUAUACUCACGCAUGAUAAUAACUUAUACAUGCACGCGCGUUUCAAUUUACAUAUACAACUGCAUUUAUGCGGCUGAUCGACUUGUCCGCAGUCGUCUCUGUGACAUGCGCGAAAACACCCCUUGGCGCGCUUUCCAAUUCGCUCGUGCUCACAGAGACGACUGGGGACGAGUCAGGUAUAUAGGGGGAGCGCAAACGAAAAGUCAAUUAUCCGCGUUUUUUUUUAUUUCUAGCAACUGCAAUUAGCAAGAUCAGACUCUGAUCUUUCACCAAACUCUGGAUUGACAUUGUCAAAUAACGCUGGAAACCCAGGCUCACAUAGACCACAAUUGCUCGCCAUGUCUAGACAUUCUGCCCUCAAUACACAGGUAUAUAUUUGAUUUCAAAUUGUUGUAUCUUAAAUAGUCUGUAUCGAUGACUAUAACGUAAAAUAUAAAAAGUUGCAUGAUUGAUGUUCGAGUGCUAGAUGAAAUUAAAUAUUGGGUGAAAAGUUAUAAAUCAACCUUUAUAAAUAUAUUUUGCUUUAUUAAUUCUCUAUUUGAUUGUACUAUUACGGUGUUGUUUUUCUUAAAGUUUUAAAAAUUUUACCCGUCUGAAUAUGCUGCCCAUUCAGUUUUUUGUAUCAGAAAAAAAUAUUUCAUCCAACUGUAUAAAAUAUUAAACUUGUAUGUUUUCAAUCGUUGUUGUCCAGGAAAUGCAAGCGCGACCGACCCACCGUAGGUAAGAAGAAAAUUUUCCAAGCAUUUCCCGGAAAAAAAUCGCAAACUGAAAAUUGCAUUUUUAGGUACUUUUAUCGUCAUAAUAACCAGCUUUACAUUUAUAAAAAACGUAAUAUCUUUUAUUUCGAACCAGUAUGAUAUAGGCAGUAGAUUAAGUUUCUUUAAACUGUUGGUGUAAGAUGAGGUGAAGUCUUGAAGGAUAUACUAGGUCGCUCGUCUUUGGACACUUUCUAGACAAAGAAGGUCCCUAGAUGUUGUUUGGGGUGCCCAAAUUUCACUGCCAUAACACAGGUGUGUACGAGUAAGUGUCAAAUAGAGAGAGCGUCGACAAUUUAUAUCAGUUAAAUAUGCGCAGUUACGUCGUAGAAAUCCAAGCAUGCGGUUUGCUUUGAAAACAAUGUUAGAAAUAUGAGGCGACCAUUUUAGAUUAUUCGUAAUAAGUAUACCAAGAUCCUUUUGAGUUGAUUUAAAAGGGAUCUGUCUGGAGCAUAAAAAGUAAUCGGGAGACUCAAUACAACGUUUCCGUGAAAAUCUUAUUCCAGAACAUUUCUUCAAGUUGAACUUUAACUUCGACGUAGAAGACCAAAGACACAGGGCUUGAGGAUCUGAUUGGAGGAGAUUAGAGUCGUGUGGAUUGUUUAUGAUUUUAUAGCAUUUACUGUCGUCGGCAAGCAUUGGUACUUUGCUGUGUUUUGCUGCGUCAGGAAGGUCGUUAACGUAGAUCAAGAAAAGCAAUGGGCCAAUAAUACUGCCUUGAGGAACACCAGAUGUUACAUCUAGGUAACUUGACGAGAAACCGUCCACUACCACGCGCUGUUUACGUCCAGACAGACUAGAAAAUACAUGCAUGCAGAAACCCUCGCCUUGCUGACAAAACCAUUUUAUUUUCCGAACGCGAAGUAUUUUAAGUAGUUGUCAUGGUAACACGAUAUUUUUUUAAGAAUAUUUUUACAAAUGAAAAAUCCCCCAGAAAUAACACUUUUAAUUACAAAAUUAUCAAUUUCCUAAACAUAUACAUGUUAGGUAUGUUAUUAUACGUAAUAUAAGCAUGAAUUUAAAGUAAAAUUCAACCACAAACGCUUCGCAAAACGUUUUAAAAUGUUCUUUUACUAUAGAACUAAACUGCCUUUAUCGAUAAACUUUGAGUUCGAAAUAAAAUGAUUCCAAAUUCUCCUAUGCAAAUAACUUUGCUUAGUAUAAUAAAAAGUGUAAUCAAUAAAGAAACACUGAAAUAAUACGCUGUCUUGUUUCAUAUUUAUACACAACGAUCGGCUUUUAAAUUAAUUACAGUAGGUAUGUUAUUAUACGUAAUAUAAGCUUCAAUUUAAGGUAAAAUUCAACCACAAACGCUUCGCAAAACGUUUGAAAGUGUUCUUUUAAUAUAGAACUAAACCGCCUUUAUCGAUAAACUUUGAGUUCGAAAUAAAAUUCAGUAUUCCAAAUUCUCCCAUGUAAAUAACCUUACUUUGCUUAGUAUAAUAAAAAGUGUAAUCAAGAAUGAAACACUGAAAUAAUACGCUGUCUUGUUUCAUAUUUUAUAUACGCAACGAUCGGCUUUUAAAGUAAUUACAGUCGAGAUUACAGUAUGUUAAAAGCAAACAAUGCAUCAAUAUUUAAAACAAACUUACCUUCGUUAACGUCGGCACCUUUACUUCCUUCUUUUAGCAAUCCUCUUGCCUUUAUUUCAUCAAAAAUCCUUUGCAAUUUACAAAAUCUUGCAAAAAUGAAAUAUAUUUGCAAGAAAUCAUCAAAUCAAUUUCGCUGUCGUCAAUCGUCAUGCAGCCGUUAUAAUGCCAAUUUUAAAUUGGACCAAUCAGUGUUGGCUAUUCAUUACAGUCCGCUAUAUUAUGAGAUCAGUGAGGAUGACCACCCACCGAAACACGCACAGUGACCCACGCCCGCGAUAUUUGAUGAACUUUAGACUUCGCUAAUGCUUCCCUUCCCCGGGUAUAAAUAGCCGGGGGGAAUUAGUACCCUCGCACGGCGCUUCGCGCCGCCGGCUCGGGGAUAAUCAGAAAACCAGUCUAAGAGCGGCCCAGUAAUACCAAAUUGGGAGAGUUUAAAAAUAAGUUUAUCGUGAGGUGCCGAAUCGAAAGCUUUAAACUACACUUGCGAUUUUUAAAAAACUUUCUUAAAAAAUUCAGAAUAUUAUGAUAUAAUAAUGAUAUUAAAACCGUAUUUUUCCGCUGUUGUAGCUGUUUUGCUAAAAUAGGCUAGAUACAUGUUGCCGUCAUGUUUCCAUAGUAACGCCAUGAGUUUGUGUUAGAAUUACUCUUUGAUAUACAAGGAAUCAAAGACUCACGCAAAAAUGGAAUUCUCGCAGCUUAUAUAUCCUUUCAAAUGACUUUUACUUCAAAACAAUGGUUCGUUAUAGAAACUGUAGGGAGCCUCCUUAAUAAAAAUAUUUUUAUUUAACAGCAUGCGAGCAGCAGUUCACCUCCACCCACGACGAAAUUCAUUCCAAACAUCACACAAAAUAACAUCGUUCACCUGAAGGACGAUCGUGAAGCUCCGAGAAAGCCCGAUAUGGUAACGACUGGAAUGCAGACAGUUCCAAUUGAAAAUCAGUCGAAAUUCCUACGUAGACCUGUAGCAAGAAGAGCGAAAGUUUCAAUUGCAAAACUAACCAGUAAACGUGUUGAACAACAGAAUGCUGAGGUACUUUUUGUAGACGAUGUUUAAAAAUGUUCUAGUCUAUAAGUAGUAUUCAACUGUAUGCCGUAAAAGAAUUGUCUUGCAUGCCUGACUAGGAUAUCUCAAACCUGGUGGUCCAGUGUACUGUAUAUUAGGAUGUUAGGGUUUGUAAUCCAAGUGAGAAUAUAUACAUUUUAAGACCUAACCAGGAACGACAACGAAAAAAUGCAGCACAAAGUCCUCUGGUAGGAAUUGAACCUACGGCCCUGCGAUUCCGGUGCAGCGCUCUAACCAACUGAGCUACAGAGGCCAGUUGUUAAGCUGUAACCGUAAGUUCAUGUAUAUAUAGGUAAUCGGGUGUGCGGGUUGUGAUAAGGUGGACUUGAAUGAUUUAGAUUUUUGCACUUCACUUGGUGGAGUUAAUAUUAGGAUGUUAGGGUUUGUAAUCCAAGUGAGAAUAUAUACAUUUUAAGACCUAACCAGCAACGACAGCGAAAAAUGCAGCACAAGGUCCUCUGGUAGGAAUUGAACCUACGGCCCUGCGAUUCCGGUGCAGCGCUCUAACCAAAUGAGCUACAGAGGCCAGCUGUUAAGAGACAAUGUCCACUAAAACCGAGCAAAAUCGAGAAUACGUGGCACAUGAGGAAAAAUAAAAAUCUUCUUUUUUUUCCAGUAAUACUCUAAUGUGUACUCAGAAACGUGGUGGGGUUUGUUUUCUGAAAUAUUAUUUUAAACGCCGAAAAUUAUCAAAACCUCACACAUACCCGAGAUUCGCGAAAUUAGCAAAAAAAAUUGUGAGCUACGGCCCCUCGAAAAUUUCGUUUUUCUCAAUUGGCGUGUGAUGAAACCUCACCUUUCGUUUUUAAACGUGUUUAUAAGAUGUUUAUAAAGACCGUGGGUCCAAUUUUUAAUUUUUGAAAUGAUUUUUCAAUGUCAAGACAAGCGUGUAAAAAUCGUCUUUUUUUCCGAUCCAGAAAAUUCUAAAUUGUUACACUUUUUGAAAAUUAAUUUUCCGUAUCCGGGAAAACUCCAAUUUUCUUGAAAUUUAGGGAAUUUGAAGAGAAACUGUUGCUCUAAAACCUGAUGUAAACAUUAUUUUGGGGCUUUUUGUUACCGCGGAAUUAUACUGACUAUAAUAUCGAGAAAAUCAAAAAAACAACUUAAAAAUCCUCAGACAAUUAGGCACUUUGCUUUAAUCAUUCUUGCUUGUUUUCUCUUGUUAUUGAUAGGAAAGAUAAGACGUAGAUCAUUUUAAACUAGUUUGCCUAUUUCUAGAUAAAAAUACGCUGUUAAACUCUCCAAGACUAAGAUUUCUGCUUCAAAUUCUUGUUUCAAUUGAUCGAUCCAUGCGCGCCAAUUAAAAUAAACUAGAAACACUUGUACACUCGCUAGAUUCAAGGCUAUAUAUACUUACUAUAAACAGUCAAUUACUUAUAUUUGAGCAUGUUGUGCUCUAAGCAGUUCAGUUUAAGCGUCAAACUUCGGCCUUAUUUUCAUUGAAGCCGGGCAAGUUCAGUCGUUUAAUUAAAGGGACAGGGCCGUUCCUAGCGUGAUAAUUGGGGGUGUAUGUUCACAGGGUCUUAGCUAGGAUUUUAGAUCUUGGGCGUGUUUCUAAAUGACCAGGGUGUGCACAUGUCAAUUACCUUGAAUAGCCAAAUUCACGGUUCUACAACAACGGACAAUGCCUGUGGUUCUAUGCUUUGCAACCAAAUACAAGGCGAGUAUACAGGGUGUCCCAAAAAAAACGAAAACUAUUGAAAUCACUUAUUGUUAAAUUUGAAUGCCCUACCAAACAGCUGGACGUAAUGAUGCGUAAAAUAUUGACAAGGCGCAUGUAUUAGAAUUUAGUUAGGAAUAUCUCCUGGCAAAGUGCGCGAUUUUCUGCUCCUGGGAAUUAAAAACAGCUUCUUAAACAGUUUCUUUAUGCAUAAAAUUUACUUAUGUCAAUCAUUUAUGCACUCGUGGGAACCAACAGAGCGCUAAGGCAUUCAAAUUCUAACAAUCAAAUUGUUAUUGGUGAUUUCAAUAGUUUUCGUUUUUUUUGGGACACCCUGUAUAUACUCAUAUUGCGCACUGAAGUUAUUUCAGCAACUCUUGGGGGUACUCUAACAACUCUUGGGGGCACUUUUGCCAAUUUCAACAACAACAAUAGAUUUUCCAAACUUUCUUAUGACGUAAAUAGAAAGAAAUUCUGUCUGUUGUAAUGAACCUACUGUACACGGCCUUAUAUAAAUAAUGAAGCCGCGUUCAUUUUAUCUAGCCGUGUUUUUCCAUUUUUGGCCGCGAUAACACGGCCAACACGGCCCUCUAGCUAAGACCCUGUAUGUUCAUAUAUUCGUCUUCUGCGCGACGGAUUUCUUUUGAAAGCGAUUGUUUUUACGGUAUCGAGCAUGAAUAUAUGAAUAUACCCCCCCCCCCAUUAUCGCGUCUAGGAACGGCCCUGUUGAGGGAUAUGAUCGGAAAUAGCAUGAAUAUAGAAAUUAGAUUCCCUUAUCUGAAAGAACUUUUAAAAUGACGUGGAAAACAUUUAAAAGCUUUUUUUAAGUCUCGCUUAUUUCUCGACCUUAAGAAAAGCUUCUGUUGUGAUGGAGCUAAACUGUGGAACUCAUUACCUAAAUGCAAUUGACGCUUAUAACGAGGGUCGUACGUCGAGGUCGAGGGUCGAAAAUAGUAAAUUUUUAUCCAUUUCAAAAGUUUACAACCAUUUUGAAAGCUCCCAAAAGCGGCAAAACAAUUAGUUUUGCUCUCAAAACUGAAAAAUUUCGCCUACGGCUAUAAUCUAUAUGUAUACUGAAAGUUUCGCUGAAGAACUAUAAGUCUGAUGCGAGGUUUGAUGUUUGAAAGUAUACGUAUUUUAAUAUACAUCGGAAUUUAAAAUAUACAAACAUGGGCGAUGAUCAGAGGCGAUGAUACAAAAUUUGCGUUUCGCCAGUGCCGUAGCUAGCUCGAUAAUUGGAGGGGGGGCAGAUAUUCAUAUAUUUGUGUUCACAGACCAUAAAAACAAUCGAUUUCAAAAGAAAUUAAUAACGCAGAACACGAAUAUAUGAAUGUCUGCCCCCCCCAAUUAUCGAGCUAGCUACGGCACUGCGUUUCGCUCUCGUGAGAAAUUUGAUUAUAAGAGGCAGUUUAUAUGGUCCCGCUUACCCGGGAUUCAAUGAAGUGUAACGUAUUUUGAUCGAGCAAUUGAAAUACGUGUUUCAGCCCUAAACAAAAGUUAGAUAACUUUAAAUAUUUUUUAAACGAAAUUAGGAAUGCGCCUGAAGUUAUGUAGUGAAAGAAGACGAUUAAUAGCAUUCAACAACAUUUGGUUUUUUGUUUAAGACAUGGAAUUUCAUACAAUUUGUAACGAGCAAUUUUGUUAUAUCAUGAAGUGCGACUAAUUUACAUUGCUCAAAAUACGCACGUCACACUUUAUUAAAUUCUAGGACCUGGGGAAGCGGGACCAUGGCCCCAACUUAUUUUUCACCCUGCUCGGUUUCCUUUGUUCUUAUCGGGGAAUAUAUUCAAUAUUCCCCUCUAAUCAAUUUCCGUUAAUAAUCCCCUCUAAUAUUCACCUGCAAUUAAUAAUCCCCUCUAAUACUCACCUGCAAUGUCUUUGCAGCACAAAAAAGAGAAAAAAAAACAACAUAACGAAGGCAAUAUGGCAUUAAGAUAAGGCAAUAUGGCAUUUCUAUUCUAUUAUGGCAACAUAACGAAGGCAAUAUGGCAUUUCUAUUCUGUCUCAUGAACGCAACCUCGCAAUGUGAAAAAUAAGUACGUUAUUUUGAGGCACCUCGGGGAUAUGUGUUUAUUCACCUCGGCGCUGCGCGCCUCGGUGAAUAAAUCACAUAUCCCCUCGUUGCCUCAAAAUAACCUAUACUUAAUGGCAUGGCGGCGACAUACAGAGUUCUGAAAUUGCUCAGAACUUCAACUUAACGAUACUCCCUAUAGGGUAUGACAUCGUGUUUACAAGUCUGAUAUGUUGGAUAAGUUGCAGAAAAGUAUGGGUAAUAUAUUCAUUUUUUGCAGUUUGUCAUGGAUAAUGUACGUAGCUGCUUAUUAAAAUUAAUCAAUUGUCAGUAUCUUAAGGGUAUAUUAUUUAAAUGAUAAAUAAAGGUCCGCAUGAUUUUGAAAAAAGAAUGAUUAUUAGCAAAUUGGUUUCUUAAAAGAGCAAGUCGCGUACAUGCAGUUAUUGUGCAUAUAACAAAGUAAAUUCAGCGUAUGUUCUAUACAUCAGGUUUGAUGUUACUUUAUAAUUUCUGUGUAUUCGGAAGUUUAUUUAUACAAACGGUCAAACACGUCACUAAUUACAUUGACAUUGUCAUUGUAGUCACAUCGCGAGUUUAAUAAAAUCUAGCCCUGAUCUCAAUGAUUUAUGCGACUACUUCAGAGAAAACUAAGCACAUAUAUUCCAGUUUGAAAAAAGUAGAUAAUACGGAUUGAUUUUACGAGCUAUUGAGACUUUGAGUAGUGGAUUUAUAAAGCAUGCUAUCAAUAACUGAUCUUUUGUCUAUUAAUUAUUAUGUGUCAAGUCACGCGCACGGAGCUUUUGCAACAUGAUGUUCAUAUUGACUAUUUAUUUCUCUAAAAUCCCGAUAAACAAGCACAAUAAUUUAAAAUAAUUUAUAAUUUAUCUGUCAAAACCAAAUAACAAGAGAAAACAAGUAUAAAUCCUCACGUUUCGACAGUCUAUCUGAGCAGGCUGUGUCUAGACGUACUGCCUGUCUAUAAGUGUCUGUCUACAUAAUCGGCUGUAUAUUAUAGACAUUAUAAUUUCGUGAUAACAAAACACCCCAUAAUAUUUUUUACAUCUGAUUUGAGAGCAACAUUUGCUCAUACAUUUGUCUAAAUUUGAAGGAAAUCGGAGUUUUACCGGAAAGGGAAAAUUGAUUUUCAAAAAAUGUACCAAACUUAAAAUUUUUUAACUUAAGGUUUUUCUUGUGAUUUCCCCGAUAUUAUAGUCAGUAUAAUUCCGCGGUAACAAAAAGCCCCAAAAUAAUUUUUACAUCAGCUUUUAGAGCAACAGUUUCUCUUUAAAUUCCCUAAAUUUCAAGGAAAUUGGAGUUUUCCCGGAUACGGAAAAUUAAUUUUCAAAAAGUGUAACAAUUUAGAAUUUUUUGGAUCGCAAAAUAAGGCGAUUUUUACACGCUUGCCUUGACUUUGAAACAUCAUUUAAAAGAUUGCAAAAUAGACUAUCGUUGUUUAUAAACAUCUCAUAUACACGUUUAAAAACCGAAAGUGAGGUUUCCUGAAGACGCGAACUGAGCAAAACGAAGUUUUCGAGAGGCUGUGACUCACUAUGUUUUUAGCUAAUUUCACGAAUCUUGGGUACAUGUCAGGUUUUGAUAAUUUUUCGGCGUUUAAAGUAAUAUUUCAGGAAACAAACCCCAUCACGUUUCUAAGUAUACAUUAGUGUAUCACUGGACAAAAUAAGAAAACAUUUCAUUUUUCAUCAUGUGCCACCAGUUGCUCGGUGAUAGUGGAGAUUCCCUCUUAAGCUGUAACCGUAAGUUCAUGCAUAUAUAGGUAAUCGGGUUUGCUGUGCUGAGUGGUUAUAUUACUACCUUAAAAAAUAAGCAGAAACUCGACGUUUCGAGCGAAGGCCCUUCGUCAAGAGUUAGUAGCAGGGAUCGGGAAAAUGCACGGGCUUUUAUACUAAGAGUAUGAAAGCAUCACGUGACAAAAAAUAAACCAAUUAGAUGGAUUUAAUCAUAACAAAGUGUAAACAAAAUAUGUAAAUCGCAUUACAGAAAAUAAUAUAACAAGGCGCCUGCUCCGGCGUUCACACUGGCCUGAAAAUAACGAGAUACGUGCUAUGGUGCAAAAGGCAGGAAUACAAAUCGUAAACCGCAAGCAAAUUUUAUGGACUUUUUAAAAAAAUAAAAGACCUUUUCGGGAGACGUAAUCGAGAUCGAUGCACGUGCAAAUCAUGCCGACCUACAGAAUCGAUUUCCGGUUUUUCCUAACAGCGCGUUGUUUUCAUGUUAGGGUUUGUAAUCCAAGUGAGAAUACAUACAUUUUAAGACCUAACCAGGAACGACUGCGAAAAAUGCAGCAACAACAUUCAUACAACAAUUGUAUUUCGUGACAAAAACUCUAUAGUGUAAACGAGUUUAAAAUUAAAAGAACCUACUUAAACGGUUUCAGCAGCAUAUCCUGUUGCCUGUUGUGUAUUUUUCUUCUCUUUUAUAUUCUUUAUUUGAACACAAACUUGGAAAAUCGUAGUUUCUAAUUAUCUGAGUUCUGCCUCCAUUUUGUUUAUUUAUGUACGUGGCCGGUCGGGGCGGGCAACAAUUUUUCACUUGUUGCCCGGCGGGAAACAUUGCAUUUAUCUGAAGUCACGUGACCACAAAUCAGCCAAUCACGUUUGGUGUUCACGCUAGCUAUAUAACAAACGAGCUUAUUACUAUACUAUCUAAAUCAUGGAACCGAGGGAAUCGAUGGCAUUUUGGCUUAAUCGUUGCACCCUGAGCCUGCGAUGAGCUAACGCAAACUCGAUCUCUCGACUACGAAAAAAACAGAAAAGGGGGAUUUAAAACACUUGGCCUUACAGGCCAGUGUAAUAAAAAUAUAUAAAAAUAUACAGGAAGCUAAAUAUUGUAAAUAAAUCAACGGAGUUGUCACAAAUCCAGUAUUGCACUAAACUUACAUAUAGCGUAUUGUAUUUUAGCCCGAUAUGGUAACGACUGGAAUGCAGACAGUUCCAAUUGAAAAUCAGUCGAAAUUCCUACGUAGACCUGUAGCAAGAAGAGCGAAAGUUUCAAUUGCAAAACUAACAAGUAAACGUGUUGAACAACAGAAUGCUGAGGUACUUUUUGUAGACGAUGUUUAAAAAUAAGGUCUAGUCUAUAAGUAGUAUUCAACUGUAUGCUGUAAAAGAGUUGUCUUGCAUGCCUGACUAGGAUAUCUCAAACCUGGUGGUCCAGUGUACUGUAAAUUAGGAUAUUAGGGUUUGUAAUCCAAGUGAGAAUAUAUACAUUUUAAGACCUAACCAGGAACGACAACGAAAAAAUGCAGCACAAGGUCCUCUGGUAGGAAUUGAACCUACGGCCCUGCGAUUCCGGUGCAGCGCUCUAACCAACUGAGCUACAGAGGCCAGCUGUUAAGCUGUAACCGUAAGUUCAUGUAUAUAUAGGUAAUCGGGUGUGCGGGUAUGAUAAGGUGGACUUGAAUGAUUUAGAUUUUUGCACUUCACUUGGUGGAAUUAAUAUUAGGAUGUUAGGGUUGGUAAUCCAAGUGAGAAUAUAUACAUUUUAAGACCUAACCAGGAACGACAGAGAAAAAUGCAGCACAAGGUCCUCUGGUAGGAAUUGAACCUACGGCCCUGCGAUUCCGGUGCAGCGCUCUAACCAACUGAGCUACAGAGGCCAGCUGUUAAGCUGUAACCGUAAGUUCAUGUAUAUAUAGGUAUUCGGGUUUGCUGUGCUGAGUGGUUAAUGGUUAUAUUACUACCUUAAAAAAUAAGCAGAAACUCGACGUUUCGAGCGAAGGCCCUUCGUCAAGAGUUAGUAGCAGGGAUCGGGAAAAUGCACGGGCUUUUAUACUAAGAGUAUGAAAGCAUCACGUGACAAAAAAUAAACCAAUUAGAUCGAUUUAAUCAUAACAAAGUGUAAACAAAAUAUGUAAAUCGCAUUACAGAAUAUAAUAUAAUAAAAAUAUAUAAAAAUAUACAGGAAGCUAAGACAAUUACUACCAAAAAUAAUAAAAACAAAACAAAACAAAACAAAACAAAACAAAACAAAACAAAACAAAACAAAGCAAAACAAAACACAAGUGGGAAUAAGGUAAAAGUAAUAAAUAGAUAAAUGCUGUCCAUGUCUGCUAUAGAAAGGCACGGACAGAUGGAAUUAAAAAAUACCAGAAGGGUGAACAGUGCCAAGUUUGGAUAUGAGGCGCAUUUCAUGUUGUUUGCGGUCCCUGCUACUAACUCUUGACGAAGGGCCUUCGCUCGAAACGUCGAGUUUCUGCUUAUUUUUUAAGGUAGUAAUAUAACCACUCGGCACAGUAUUUUCACAUUGGUAGGCUACUACCAUGUUUUUAAACAAAUUUCCCAGCCAAAAAUAUAACUCACGAUUCAUUCUGACAGACCUGAGUGCGGAUAAUCAAUGCAAAUAUAUGCAUUUUCAAUUCCCAAAGCGAACAUCGCGGCUAUGUAUCUCGGCUAUUUGGCGUCAUUUGAAAACAGAAAAUUUUGCAUAAAAUGAAGCAAAUUUUGCAUAAAACUAAGCAAAAUACAAUCGCGAAAAACUAUUGAUAUAUCGGUAUUGUCGGUAUUUUUUCAGGAACUACAAUGCGGAUAAUUAAAUAACUAAGAACGAUUUUCAACAACUUGGGCACGCUACGAACGGGAUACUACUUAUACAGUACUAUAUAGUCAAACAUAGCAUUUUUUAUGCUCCUGGAUCCUGGAUAUUUGGCAAAACCGAUACGCUUUCUUUUCGUCUCUUCCGUGUAGCAUUUUGUGUUUCUUAGAACAUGUAACUUACACAGUUUGUGUAUUUGCAGAAACUUAACUUUCUCUCAACCCUUGGUCUCAUCACAGUAUCGAAAUGUCGAGGUGAGUUGAAAAUGAAUAACUGCUUCGUUGUGUGGCGCUAUAACAAACUGCCGGAAAUGAACAAAAGGUUUCCCCUAAACUCUUCCCAAUACAUUAUUCGGGUUUGCAAUCAAAAUUGGAUAUAAUACUUGCAUGAUGCAUAAACCCACGCCUCGGUAGGAAAGGGAGUGCACAAUACAUACCUUGCUCGACAUAUACAGUCGACUUGCCACCAUAGUUAAUUAAAUAGAAUAGAUGGUUUGUAAAUUCAUUAGAUGAACAAAAUAACCCAUUAUCUAUGUUACUCAACGUUUAUUCAUAAAUCUGGUCCUUCACCGUCACGUGCGUAUUGUAUUUUUGCCCAAAUAACCAAUAACAAUGUUUUAGGAAAGUUACCUAUUUGUGACUCGAACAAUAGGGUAAAUUGGAAAUUGCUAUUGGUGGAUUUGGCAAAAAUACAAUACACACGUGACGGUGAAGGACCAGAUUUAUGAAUAAACGUUGACUAACAUUGAUAAUGAGUUAUCUUGUUAUUCUAAUGAGUUUCCAAGCCAUCUAUUCUAUUAACUAUGUUGCGACUGAGGAGCGAGUAUACUCGCACAUAUUCGUCAGUAUAGAUAGCAAUUCUCAUAAUCUUGAACGGUCUGUGUAGAUAUAGGGAUGCAACUACCUGGAAAAUACAAGGAGAACUUCGACGUUUCGAGCGAAGGCACUAGUCGUCGGGAAGUUAGUAGCGACGAAGGGCCUUCGCUCGAAUUAACGUGAAAGUUCUCCUUGCAAAAGAUACAUUGGAUAACAACGUUAUAUUUUUAGACCAUUACUCAAUCGUAAGGAAAGACAGAACUCGUGCCCAACAUGGUGGGGUUUAUACAUAGAUAUCUUAUAUACACUAGAUAGUGCAUCUAAUUAUUCUGAAAUUCAAAAAUUGAAGCCGUGAUUGCAGUCUCAGGUCGUUCCAAUGAAAUUAGAAGAUUCGUAUGUUUUCUAUUUCUUAAACAGGGAACUUAAACAUUAAGUUAACCCUACUCCAAAUUCGUUUUUAAAAUAUUCAAAUGAUGAAAAUUAUUGUUGUUUUUAAGCGUUUAUUAGCGAGUGGGAACGACCAACAUGGCCACCAUCUAUUCAAAUGGGGGUAACCGCUGGAAUAUUGUUGGCUUCAAUUUUACUAAAAGAGAUGCGCUAUCUAGUAUAUAUAAGAUAUCUAUGGGUUUGUAUAUAUGUAUGUUAGAGCGUCUACUCCUGUCACUAUUCUAACCGAAUACGACGUAGAGGAUGUGGAAAAAUUGUGGUGUAAACUAAGACCUAGCCGACUGCCUCGAGGUUUUUCUCAUCUUAUUGUUGCAACAGUUUACCAUCCACCUACUGCUGACGACAACGUAUUAAUUAACCACAUAAUUGACACUCUUUCGAAAAUAGAAAGCACUAUGCCCCAUGCUGCGAUUAUAAUAGCUGGUGAUUUUAACCGCCUUAACAUUAACCAAAUUACAAAUCAAUUCCGUCUGAAACAACUGGUUAAAUUUCCUACUAGAGGUGAACGUACUUUGGACUUGAUUCUGACUAAUUUAGCUAAAUUUUACCAAAACCCUGAGAAAAAACCACCCUUCGGCUUAUCAGACCAUUUUACCAUUACUAUUUUUCCAAACUUACUGCCAAGUUUGUCCAAUACAAAGAAAUUAAUACCAGUGCGCAAAAGGAACAAGAGCUCAUUUGAAGCCUUAGGAAGAUUUUUAAGCAAUUUGGAUUGGUCCGUACUUAACUCUUCGCCUACCAUCGAAGAACAGUUAAAUUAUUUUAACGACUCACUAAUAAUUGGUUUAAAUUCAAUGAUGCCCUCAAAACUUGUUAAAUUGCAUAAAAAUGACACCCCUUGGAUGACCCCAUAUCUUAAGGGCUUAAUUCACCAUCGUCAAAAAGCCUUGAAAGAAAACAACAUCUUGGUUUUCAAAUUUUAUCGUAAUAAAGUCAACCGUGAGAGAAAAAUUAUCAAAUCGAAAUUUUACAAAUGCGAGAUUGAACAUCUAAAACACGUAGAUCCGAAGAAAUGGUGGUCGACCUGCAAAAAGAUCUGUUGUAUGUCAAAACCAAAUACCGGCAUCGUAAAUAAACUACUGGAAAUGGAAUCGCCGUCUACCAAUUCUAAAAUUCAACUGGCCAAUGAUAUAAAUUCGGCUUUUCUGAAACCCUUGCAAAGUUACCCGAAACUAUCCCCUAGUAGUAAAAUUGAAGUGACGAACCAUCGGAUUCCUAAAGUUUCCAAUGAAUCUGUUGAGAGAAAACUAAGAACAAUCAAAGAAUCUAAAGCACCCGGUCCAGAUGAGAUUCUCAACUGGUUUCUAAAAACCUUUAGCCAUCUUCUUGCUGAACCAGUAUGUUAUCUAAUUAAUUCGUCUUUCCAAAAACAAGUUCUACCUACUAUAUGGAAAAAGGCCAAUGUCAUCCCUUUACCAAAAAAUCAGACCAUCGAAGAAUUUAAUAAAGAUCUACGGCCGAUUUCUCUUGCGCCUACUUUAUCGAAAAUCGCUGCCGUUUUGAAGCAUAUAAGACCAGACCAAUACGGUUGUGUUCCCUUUUCAUCCACUAAACAUGCCCUAAUAUACCUGAUCCACUAUUGGCUUGAAGCUACUGACGCUACGGGUUCAGAAGUGAGAGUAAUAUUGAUGGAUUACAAAAAAGCGUUCGAUCUAAUAGACCACAAUUUGCUGAUGUGUAAAUUGGAAAGCUAUGGAAUCAAUCCCUAUAUUUUAAUUUGGAUUCACGAUUUUUUAAGUGACCGCAAGCAAAGAGUUAAAUUGGAGAAUGAUAUAUUCUCAAGUUGGGACGAUGUAUCAGCGGGCGUUCCUCAAGGCUCCACAUUAGGACCAUGGUUAUUCUUAGUGAUGAUUAAUGAUCUAAAACUUGAAUCAUCAGACGGAAAUGCAAUCUUCGUCGAUGAUACAACAUCCUUCGAAAUUGUGGAUAAUCAAUGGCAAAUCACCGCCCAGGUUAUUGUGGACGAAAUAUCAAAUUGGUCAAUUCAAAAUAAAUUUCAAAUCCAACCAAUAAAAUGCAAACAAAUGUGAAUAUCCUUUAAACAAGCUCCCUCCACAUUUGACGAUUUACCUAUAUAAAUGGCACCACUAUUGAAAUUGUGUAUUCUUUUCAACUUCUGGGUUUGACCAUUCAAAACAACCUUAAGUGGGACAAACACGUUGAAAAAAUUUGCAAAAAGGCAUCAAAGCGUCUUUAUUUUUUAUCCCAGUUGAACGUGCAAAAGUUCAAACUAAAGAAUUAGUGGAAUUCUAUGUUACGUGUAUUCGUCCCGUCCAGACUUAUGCAUGCUUGUGACUGACUUACAUUAAAAUCAUCAUUGGAACGCAUUCAAAAAAGAGCAAUGAGGAUUAUUCAUGGCUAUGAUACACCCUACGAUGUUGCAUUGGAAUUAUCGAGCUUGGAAAGACUGUUGGCCUAUCGGGACAAUUUCUGCGAUGAUCUUUUAUUAAAGGUCUCCCGUAAUACAGAGGACAAAUUGCAUAAUCUUUUACCUUUUAAUACGAACAGAAACUUACCUUUAAAAAACAUUAGGAAAUUUUCCGUCCCCAAGCGUAAUAAGGACCGUUUUAAAAAUUCCUUCAUUAACAUUACAGCUAGUCGUUACAAUGAGUUUUAUUGUAAAUAGUUAUAUAGUUUUUAUGAUAAUUUUCUAAAUUACCUGUUGUAAACAUAAUCAAUUCAGUUUGUAAACUGUAAUUUAUGUAUAUUUAAAUAAACUACUUCUACUACAUCCUCUUCAAUCCGAAGCUUUCUUAUUGCCCAUGCAUAACCUAGUUUUUGAAGUACUACACUGUGCCGUAAUUUUAUUUUGUAGAAAUCAAUUCUCAGAAAAACGAACGGAGGAGGAGAACAAGCGCAAUAUUUUCACCCUAUAGUUCUUUUCAGUUCUUUGAUGAAGUAAGAUCAUAACCUAUAAGAUCAUAACCUAUAAGUAUGUAUAUAAAAAACCCAGGUAACAUUUUGCAGUUGUGUAUGGAUACACAAUAUAGGAUACUCAGUAUGACGUCAUAACGUGGUAAGAACAAAGAAGUGACCCACGAGCCAAGUAUAAAUAACAUCCGCUGUGUGGCUGUAACUCCGGCUCAGCAGCUCUCUAUUAUGAUAAUUAUAAAUAAAGUUUCACAACUUCUUUGACCUUUAGUGCUGAUCCUUUAUGGAUCAAAUUAGGAAACCUUUUUAAUUUAAAAAAAUAGGACGAAACGUUUGAAUUAUUCCGUAAAAUAACAGGACUCACAUUUUUAUUGAUUAUACAUUUAAUUCGACUUUUAGCCAAAGCGACCAUCCACUGGAAUUAAACGAGGACGUGGUAUGUCAGUCCAAUUUAUGUUUUGCAUUAAGCCCCAUACAGACAAGCGUGGUUUCCUUGACAAGUUCACCUUCUCGUAUGUGCACGAUCAAUAAGUUUUCCUUGACAAGUUUCCUUGACAAGUUUACCUUCUCGUAUGUGUACGAUCAAUAUGUUUUCCUUGACAAGUGUACCUUCUCGUAUGUGUACGAUCAAUAAGUUUUCCUUGACAAGUUUACCUUCUCGUAUGUGUACGAUCAAUAAGUUUUCCUUGACAAGUUUACCUUCUCGUAUGUGUACGAUCAAUAAGUUUUCCUUGACACGUUUACCUUCUCGUAUGUGUACGAUCAAUAAGUUUUUCUCGACAAGUUUACCUUCUCGUAUGCAUGUGUACGAUCAAUAAGUUUUCCUUGACAAGUUUCCUCGACAAGUUUACCUUCUCGUAUGCAUGUGUACGAUCAAUAAGUUUUCCUCGACAAGUUUCCUUGACAAGUUUACCUUCUCGUAUGCAUGUGUACGAUCAAUAAGUUUUCCUCGACAAGUUUCCUUGACAAGUUUACUUUCUCGUAUGCAUGUGUACGAUCAAUAAGUUUUCCUUGACAAGUUUCCUUGACAAGUUUACCUUCUCGUAUGUGUACAAUCAAUAAGUUUUCCUUGACAAGUUUACCUUCUCGUAUGUGUAUGAUCAAUAAGUUUUCCUUGACAAGUUUACCUUCUCGUAUGUGUACGAUCAAUAAGUUUUCCCCGACAAGUUUACCUUCUCGUAUGUGUAUACGAUCAAUAAGUUUUCCUUGACAGGUUUUAUCACUCGUGUGAAUGUCGCCUUUUUGUUUGCCAAGACCAUGCAUAGAAGUAUUCUUGUACACUUGUCAGUUUUUCUUGACGGCUGUACAAACAAACAAAUUUUCCUUGUAAAUUGUAAUGAUUAAAACUAAAAUGUGUCACAUUAGCAAAAUUCAGUGACAAUUACUGUAUAUUAUUUGUGAAUUAUAUGUCAUUGUUACUGUAGGUCGUCCAACGAAGAACGGCGAGAGUGGUCUGAAAUCACCAAUAUCACCAUCUCCUGUGUUUGUUCCUAUCAAUGGCUUCAAGCCACCAAAUAAUGGGGAUCCAUCGCUCAAUCAAACAUCUCUUUCAUCAGAAACUUCACCCAAGGUUUGUACAUUUCUUAUGCAUGAAGAUAACGUUUGUAUAUAGUAUAUUUGGUAGAUGAUAUCGCGUUAAUUUAUAUGGGGAACCAUUUACAUUGCUUCUUGUCAAGUCCCGUUUACAUUACGCUCAAUUUUUGGUGCGGCACGGAUAAAAUUGUUACCCGUACUACUUUUUUGGUUCUUGGAUUUAGGUAGUCCAAGAACCAAAAAAGUAGUACGGUACCAAAAAUAGAGUGUAGUGUAAACGGGGCUGACCAUUUAGAUAGUCCAAUAACCAAAAAAGUGGUACGGGUACCAAUUUUAUCCGUGCCGUACAAAAAUUGAGCGUAGUGUAAACGGGGCUUCAUAUACAAGCAAGCGAUAGUUACUUGCAAUAAUUUCUUUAUUCAUCUUUAGUAUAAUUACAUAGGUGAUUAUUGAAAAUUCUCCACGCUGAUUGGUUGCCGUUGAGGUGAUUAUUACGCGAUAAUCACCUAAGCGAUUUUCAAAAUGGCGGCCGAAGCCUUUUUGUCAAUUAAAUGAUGAAGAAAUGUGUAUUUUCUUAUUUUUUUCCAAAUAAUCACCUAUGAAAUUAUACUAAAACAAUUAUUCACCACAGGCUCG